Malurus melanocephalus (red-backed fairy wren) is the source of this 1319-nucleotide messenger RNA. RefSeq names its product cyclin dependent kinase 5 regulatory subunit 2 (gene CDK5R2). NCBI's taxonomy places the organism in Eukaryota, Metazoa, Chordata, Aves, Passeriformes, Maluridae. Gene Ontology annotation, molecular function: protein kinase binding; cyclin-dependent protein serine/threonine kinase activator activity. Gene Ontology annotation, biological process: activation of protein kinase activity; positive regulation of cyclin-dependent protein serine/threonine kinase activity; brain development. Gene Ontology annotation, cellular component: cytoplasm; protein kinase 5 complex. The record is from RefSeq and is a predicted model, not a curated record. The transcript has a single exon. Bases 1 to 963 code for a protein of 320 amino acids.
AUGGGCACGGUGCUCUCCCUUUCCCCCGCCGCCUCCUCGGGCAAGGGCGGCGGCGGCGGGGGGCUGCUGGCCGACAAGGCGCCGGGAAGGGUGCCGGGCAAGGGCGAGAGCCGGCUGAAGCGCCCCGGCGUGCUCAUCUCGGCGCUCACCUGGAAGCGGCUGGUGGCCGCCUCGGCCAAGAAGAAGAAGAGCACCAAGAAGGUGACGCCGAAGCCCAGCGGCGGGGUCCCGGCGGGGCCCCCGGGCCAGCCCGACCCGCUGGUGGUGCAGCGCAACCGUGAGAACUUGCGCAAGUCGGUGGUGGGGCCGGCCGACGGUGCCAAGCAAGGCCCGCUGGCCGUGCCGGUGCCCACCGUGCCCUCGGCGCCGCAGGAGCUGCACCCGGGCUCCGGCGGGGGAAAGCCGCCGCCGCCACCGCCGCCAGCCGGCAGCCGCCCCCCGGGGUCUCCGCGCCGCGUGGUGGUGCAGGCGUCCACCGGCGAGCUGCUGCGCUGCUUGGGGGACUUCGUGUGCCGCCGCUGCUACCGCCUGAAGGAGCUGAGCCCCGGCGAGCUCAUCUCCUGGUUCCGCAGCGUGGACCGCUCGCUGCUGCUGCAGGGCUGGCAAGACCAGGGCUUCAUCACCCCGGCCAACCUGGUGUUCGUCUACCUGCUGUGCCGGGAAGCGCUGCGGGGCGAAGACAUCGGGAGCCAGGCCGAGCUGCAGGCCGCCUUUCUCACCUGCCUCUAUCUCGCCUACUCCUACAUGGGCAACGAGAUCUCCUACCCGCUCAAGCCCUUCCUGGUGGAGGGAGACAAGGGGCGCUUCUGGGAGCGCUGCCUGGGCAUCAUCCAGCGCCUCAGCGCCAAGAUGCUGCGAAUCAACGCGGACCCGCACUACUUCACGCAACUCUUCCAGGACCUCAAGAGCGAGGGCGAGGGCGGAGACGGGUCCAAGCACUGGACGAUCAGCCUGGACCGUUAGGGAGGUACCAGGCCCCCGGCGCCGGGGGCGGAAGGGGCCGCGCACCGAGGGGCGGGGGAGGCGAAGGACUGUCGGAUUCCCCCCCCUCCUCCCGCAUCCUCCUCGCCUUCCCCCUUCCCCGGCCGUCAGUUCCACGGAGACACUGCUUGGACCCUCCUUGCUCCGGAUCCGGCUGCCCCCCUCCCCCGCCUCCGACCCCAGCUGGGGGCUGCGCUCCGGAACACCGAGGCGGCGGCGAAGACCGGGGAGGGGGAUUGGUGUCCCUCCCACCUUCGCGAAGGGGGGAGGGGGAGGCUGCGGAGGAGCGGAGGUUCCUGGAUGCGUUUUCUCUAGAAAAAAAGGGGUGAAAAAAUGGA